Molecule: messenger RNA, 840 nt
Organism: Monoraphidium neglectum
Lineage: Eukaryota; Viridiplantae; Chlorophyta; Chlorophyceae; Sphaeropleales; Selenastraceae
Exons: 5
Coding region: 1-840 (279 amino acids)
Biological process (GO): protein phosphorylation
Cellular component (GO): nucleus
Molecular function (GO): ATP binding; protein kinase activity
Source: RefSeq, a predicted model, not a curated record
AUGGAGGACGAAUACGAAGUCCUAUGCGGCCAGCAGCCGCUGCUGGCCGUGCCCCAGCGCAGCGCCGAUGGGCGCUUUGACGUGCUGCGUGUGCUGGGGGGCGGCUCCGCCGCGCAAGUUUAUGAGGCUGUAGACAUGCACAGCGGCGAGGCGGUGGCUCUGAAGAUUUUGGCGCCGGACCAUGCAGCCCCCGGAAGCUGCGGCGUUGCUGCUGGCGCCUUGGCAGCAGCGGCAGAAUUCGACUCAUAUCAGGCUCUCGGCGCCACAGCGCACGGCGACCCCGGCAGCUGCGCCGCCGACCUAGCCUCUGCGGCUGCGCACGGCAUACCCUUCGCCUAUCAGCAUGGCGUCCUCACCGUGUCCCACCCAAACACGCAAGCUUCUGCCUCGCCACCAAGGCAACCCGUUUCCGACCCCGCGUGCCCCGCCCCCAUGCACGCCGCACCCCGCCACGACGCCACCGCCGCCGCUGCCGCCGCCCUCGGCAACCGACGCUACCCCUACCUCUCGCUGCAGCUGCUCGGCCCAGACCUGUUCACGCUGAUGGAGCGCGGCGCGUUUGACGCGAGCCAGGCGGGGCGCGACAGGCUGGCGGAGGUCGGGCGCAGCAUGGUCACGGCUCUUGAGUUCAUCCACGACCGUGGUCACGUCCAUGGAGACCUGAAGCCGGAGAACAUCGUGGCGCCGCGGCCCAUGAGCCCCUCGAGCCCCUUGCCGCCGGCCGGCCCACCCCCAGCGACGCGCCCGGGCGCCGCGCUCGACCGGCAGCUGCCCGCCAGCUUCUACCUGGUUGACUUUGGCGGCAUGUCGAGGAUCGACGCCGCCGGUGCGCGCAUGUGA